Molecule: messenger RNA, 1215 nt
Organism: Marmota flaviventris (yellow-bellied marmot)
Lineage: Eukaryota; Metazoa; Chordata; Mammalia; Rodentia; Sciuridae
Gene: Angpt4
Product: angiopoietin 4
Biological process (GO): fibrinolysis; platelet aggregation; blood coagulation, common pathway
Cellular component (GO): fibrinogen complex
Molecular function (GO): extracellular matrix structural constituent; protein-macromolecule adaptor activity
Source: RefSeq, a predicted model, not a curated record
AUGCUCUCCCGGCCAGCCAUGCUGCUGGGUGGCCUCCUCCUCGCGGUGGCCACCAUGAUUGCAGCCCAAAGGAGGGGACCGGAGGCGGCCGCGCAGCACCAAGUGCACCUGGUCCAGAGCGGCCCGUGCAGCUACACCUUCGUGCUGCCCGACCCGCAGCCCUGCCCGCCCGGGGACCCCGGGAGCCCCGACAGCCUCCAGAGGGACGUGUCCCCCGCGGCGCCCUCGGCCUCCCUGGGCGCCUGGCGGGCCCAGCGGGUACGACAGCUGGAGAAGGCGCUGGAGAACAGCACACUGCGGCUGCAGAAGCUAGAGAGGUACAUCCAGAUGAAUCUGAGGUCAAAGCUGGCGCGGGCCCAGCAGCACAUGGUCCAGAACCAAACGGCCGCCAUGUUGGAGCUGGGCUCCGAACUCCUGAACGAGACCGUGGCCCGCACCUCCAACGUGGAAGCCAAGGUCCUGAACGAGACGUCGCGCAUGGAGGUCCAGAUGAUGGAGACCUCGCUGUCCACCGACGAGCUGGAGAAGCAGCUGCUGCAGCAGAGCAACGAGCUGCACCGGCUGCAGGGCCGCAGCAGCGCGCUGGAGACGCGGUUGCAGGCCCUGGAGACGCAGCAGCAGGAGGACCUGGCCAGCCUCCGCGAGGAGAAGGAGCAGCUGCGGCGCCUGCUGGGCAGCCACGGCGACGCCCUGGCCGUCCUGGAGCGCAGCCUGCGCCUGGCCAGCAGCAACUCGAGUCUCCUGCAGAUGCAGCAGCGCCAACUGCUGGAGUCGGUGCAGCGCCUGGUGCACGUGAUGGCGCAGGGCCCCGGCGGGAGCACGGCAGCCCCCAUGAGGGCCCCUGAGCAGGUGUUCCAGGACUGCGCCGAGAUCCACCGCUCCGGAGCCACCGCCGACGGCGUCUACACCAUCCGAGUGACCAACGUCUCGGAGCCCAAGAAGGUGUUCUGUGGCAUGGAGUCCAACGGAGGCGGGUGGACCAUCAUCCAGCGCCGUGUGGAUGGCAGCGAGGAUUUCCAGCGGAGCUGGAAGGAGUACAAAGAGGGUUUCGGAAACCCAGCGGGGGAAUACUGGCUGGGCAAUGAGGCCGUCUACCAGCUCACCAGCAGGGCCACCUACUCUCUGCGCGUGGAGCUGGAGGACUGGGAAGGCCAAGAGGCCUACGCCCAGUACGAGCGAUUCCAGCUGGGCAGCGAGGCCCAGUUGUACAGGUAG